CCGACUGCAGCAGUCAGUACAUCUGGGGAGUUCUUUGAGAAGAACAGUUUGCUGCACGGUUACCCCCUUGAAGCGCUGUCAGCUGGCUGUUCCUACAGGUUCACUCCUCUCUCCAUGGAUCUAGCUGAGAAUCUCGCAUCUUGCACGUACAACCAAGGCGGCACGUGCGCCAUCUUUGGCCAACUGAACGACAUCAAUGGCCUACUGCGACAGGUCAAGCUCGAGCUUCGAGAAACAUCUCCUGGAACACUGUCACUGACCCAAGCACCCCACUUGCGCCUGAGCCAGGACUUUAUGAGUGGUCAGAAUCCUGAGGCGUGGCACCUGCUGGAUGCGGUUCUACAGCAGCACCUCUGCGUCAUCUCUAUCUGCAUUGAUGAACGCCAAGAACUCACCGGUAUUCCGUUCGACAUAAUAACCCGCAAGGUACCUUCGCUUGUUAUGCUUCGAUUGCGUGCCGUGGCUGUGGGCGACCAAGGGCUCGUUAGCCUAGCGAGAGCUUUACCUUCAGGCCACCGUCUUCAGAAUUUGCGGUUGGAGGCUGUUUUCUUGAACGCUGACUGUGUGUUACUUCUGUGCAGCUAUUUAUUCAAAACAGUGACAUUGGAGACUUUUUCAUUAGCUCGUACGCACAUAUGUCACAGUGUCGCAGACAGAUUAUUCAAUGCACUGCAGAAGAGCUUGACAAUCCGCACGCUGCAGCUGAGCCUAUGUCUCUGCUACCGGGGAGAUUACAUGGGCCAUUGUACCCAGUUGGCUGCCUGCCUGGGCAUUAAUUGCAAGUUACGCACCCUGAUUUUAGAACGCUGCUGCUUCGACUGCGUGCCAGGAUUGCAGGUCAUUCUGGACGCGCUCAGAUAUGCCCGGCAGCUUGUCACUCUUUACCUAAUCGGAUUCAACAACACCAAGGUUUUCGCCGAGGUAAUGCCGCUAAUUAUAUUUGAUAAUAAAGUUUUGCGCAACUUGAAUGUCAUGCCUGCCGAAGGUGGAGGACACGCGGAAAGGUGGAACGCGUGGCCGCUUGUUCGGCUGACCCCCAAGGAGGCCAUGCCUCAAGAGGCUAUGGUAGAAAGAGAGCAAAUCUCCAAAAAGGAAGCCGAGUGCAACAGCCGGAUUAUCACUUACAGAAAGCGGAAUGCGGAUAAAACCCGCUUCAAGCACGAGACGCCCUCGGCUAGGCAAACUGGAACCCACGUUCGCCCCGCUAAAGCCAGCCAACUGAGAAAGCUUGCCACAGCCUCCAGGCUACCGCGCCUGCCCACAUCACACUUCCGAGUGGUCAUCUGCCCAGGGGGAGGGCUGGACGUGCGAACAUGCAGUCAGUUAACGGUCACGCAAGCCAUCUUAAUGGCUGCCAGGCUGUGCCCAGUGGCAGCCGAGGAGGAUAUUGUGUGUGCGAACGCUAUGCAGAAUAUCUUCAUUAUAAGCACAACCUCCGAAUCGAAUGCCAAUGCAUACUGCAAAGUGCAGGAAAUAUUUUUGGCAGAUAAAAAGCACUCUAUCUCGGCGUACAUUACACCUCCGGGAAAUACCUGUAGAGGUGUGCUCAGAGGCAUCUACACCAAUCUGGCCAAAGCUGCGCAGCAAAGCCUUUUUGUCACACCCAGAAACCCGAUUGUGAUCAGAGCCCUCAUUGUCAACCAAUUGUCUCGCAUCAUUGCUUGUUACGUGGCCCUUACAGCCAUCACCCUGCAAUUGCUCUUUGCCGACAUUGUCGACAGUGUACCCCUCUUGGAUGUACCCUGA
Messenger RNA from Rhipicephalus microplus (southern cattle tick), 1746 nucleotides. RefSeq lists its product as uncharacterized. NCBI's taxonomy places the organism in Eukaryota, Metazoa, Arthropoda, Arachnida, Ixodida, Ixodidae. The record is from RefSeq and is a predicted model, not a curated record.